Molecule: messenger RNA, 429 nt
Organism: Serendipita indica DSM 11827
Lineage: Eukaryota; Fungi; Basidiomycota; Agaricomycetes; Sebacinales; Serendipitaceae
Source: the annotation of a GenBank genome assembly
AUGGCAUUCCUUUUUCUCACAAUUUUAUUCGAUGUCAAGACACAUCGGGCGGUGGGCAAGCACGUUACAAGUCUCCGUCCACUUCUCAAUGUCUUUUACAUCUCUGGCGCUCUCAUUCUCCUUCGCUCUAUCUACCGUACAAUUGAGUUCAUAACGAUCGAUUUCGGAUCAUUCCCUCUCAAGGGUUACUUUUACAACGCUGAAUGGAGCUACUAUGUUCUUGAUGCCAUUCCAAUCGCGAUUGCGAUGCUAGCGUACAAUGUAUGGUACCCUGCUAGGUACCUCUCACGAAGUAAAAAGGAGCGACUCGCAAUCAAGGAGGGUGGCACUAAUACGACAUCCAACACUCGCUCGUCCUCGAACUACGUGAAGUUUAGAUGCACGACGAGUGAUAUCUAUGUUUCUCUAUGUCCAUGGACAUUACUCUGA